AUGUAUUCAUUGCAUUGUUUGGCUGUGUUGAGUGUCGUGACACUCUAUCAAUGUUUGGCUGCCUCCGAUCGACCUGCUGAAUGUCCACAAACGGCCUCCUUGCAACUGAAAGUGGACAACGAUGGGACAACAGCCUCAAUCAGUGUGGCCUACAGCAGUCACGUGGAACAUCAGGAAGGGAAGAUUCUCUACUGUGAGUGCACAUACAAGGGAGAUAUGGGCACAGCCAUUCAGGCCAUGCCAGAUGUCAAAACCAAAAUCGUCUUUUAUUUUGGCACUUUUGCUUACAUGAACAAAGUGUAUGCCCUGGACUACUGCCACCACGAAGGGAAAGCAAACAUGCAAGCGGCCUGUAAGAAGAUGAAAAAAGGUAUCGUGACCACCAUCGCCGGCACCGAUUACUUCGUUACACCGAAGUAA
Messenger RNA from Helobdella robusta, 420 nucleotides. RefSeq lists its product as hypothetical. The record is from RefSeq and is a predicted model, not a curated record. Lineage: Eukaryota; Metazoa; Annelida; Clitellata; Rhynchobdellida; Glossiphoniidae. The coding region runs from base 1 to 420 and encodes 139 amino acids. The transcript has 4 exons.